AUGUUUUUCCAGCCUAAAUUUAUCUUCCUCGCUGGCUCUGCCCAGCUCCAGCUUCAGGCCAGCACUGAAGCUGUGACCAGGGCCAGGGUCAGCAGUGAGGAGAGCAGCCAGCCCCUGCCCGUCAAGUCUCCACAGACAGUGGAGGCCGACGCGAGGGCACGAGUCAUUGCCGAGGCAGGGAACCCUGCUGACCGGCGUCACAUUCUCAGUCGGAUGGAGGUGCAGUUCGGUCAGUACCGGGGGACCACCUUCCAGUGGCUCCUUACCCACGAUGUCGGGUACGUGGCAGGGGUGGUGUCUAGCCACGCCGCAGAACGUGAGGCUGGAGACACCAACAGCUCACCCCUCAUGCUACACAAGGACGCUCUGCUGGAGUAUGCCCACCUCUUCCCUCCUAUGGCUGCGGCUAUAGAAGCCAAGAAGAGGACGGGCACAGACACAGAGGGCGACCGUCUGGUGGGGUUCGGCGAACACAGCUCCCUGACCUACAGGCAGCUGUAUGAGUCGACGGACCCCGAGAUCAGUAGCUAUAGGAGCUGGGUACGGAGCCUGGUGGUGAAGAGCGGCAGGAGCCGAGUUGCACUGCUUAAGCAGUACGUGUUGAGGAGGGACAGGGAGCAGCGCUCUCUCGCCACCUUUGAUGCUUCAGCAGCUUCAGCUCGUGCCAGCACCUCAGCUUCAGCUCGUGCCAGCAUCCUAGCCGCAGAACGUGCCAGCAUCCUAGCGCCCGGUCGUGCCGGGGCCGUAGAUGCAGCUCGUGCCAGCGCCUCCAAAUCGGCGCCCUCAGCAUCAGCGCCCUCAGCAUCAGCGCCCUCAGCAUCAGCUCCCUCAGCAUCAGCGUCCUCUGCAUUACUCUCUUCAACUCCUCUGCCAAAUACCUUGAAGGAGGAGGAGGAGGAGAAAAAGGACGAUCAGCAGAUGAUGGAAGUCGCUGCUGGUGUUGAGCAACACAUGUCAGCUUCUAUGGCUGAGAGACAUUUGCCUACCGAUUGUCUCAUGCUGGCUGCUCCACAAGAUGAGCUCAUCCUUCCCGAAGCAUGGAAGCGUAGCCUUCCUGUUGAGCAGCAGGAGUGGGUCAGCAAGGCCAUUUUUGUCCGUGACCAAACAGGAAGAGCGGUCCUGUCUCAGGACCUUAAGGUGUGGUACCACCCACCUGGUCCGCGGUCAAAUUAUUCUCAAUGUCCGUCAAACCACCAUGCCUUCUUCCAGCGGCCCUUUGUCCUCUGGGCCCCAUACCGUAUGUGGAAGUACCAGCUCGAGUGUCCAGUUUGCGCCCACAGACUGACAGGCUGUGGGCUUUACAAGACCGUCCGCAAGGUCCUGGACAGAGACGGCUGGUACUUCAUGGGCACAGAAUACCUGGAGUGCAGGUACUGUCGGAAAAAAGUGGCUGCCUGGUCUCACUGCAUUAUCCGACAACUGCGGGCAGACCAUCGUCUGCAGUUCCCGGCAGUGCUCACAUAUAGGCUCUCGUGUGACAAGAGGUUGCUGGCGCAGAUGAAUGGCAACAGCGUCAGUGGCCUCCACUCAUAUCUGCUCGAGCAGCACACGACGGACUACUACAACAGGUGCACAAGGCUCCUUUUGGCCUGCAGCAUGUUUAAAGGUGUGCCUCGAUCGCAUGCUGUCUCGACAAUGCCAGAUAUGGAGCGAGUCCCCGGCAAGAAGUGGCUUCUGGCCACCUACGCCAGAGAGGUCUUCUGCCGGAUAGACGAGCUGAGAGCCAAGGUGACCUCCAUCUUUGGCUCCAUCUUAAAGAUGGACUCCACUAAGAAGGUAACUAAGAAGCUGGCGGGAGCGGACGCUGGGACCGCCCAGUGGAUGACCAGUGUGGGGAACGAGAGGGGGCAGGUGCUGAUGUGCGUCCUGACGGCAGCCGAGGGCUACGGGCUGAAGGACAUGGCCGUGGGGCUGCAGGAGCGCUACAGGCAUGCCGGGCAGGACCCUCCGUCUGUCCUGUACGUGGACCGUGACUGCUGUAGGAGUGAUGGGGGGACCUGUGCCGCAGCAGCCCUGUUCCCCGAUUGGCCCCAGCUGGCGGUCAGGCUGGACGCCUGGCACUACAUCCGCAGACUGGCGGCGGGCGUGACGACGGAGAGCCACUCCCUAUAUGCCGAGUUCGUUCGCCAACUGUCCCGCUCGAUAUUCGAGUGGGACCCGGAGGACUUCGCCCGGCUCAACAGAGCGAAGAACGGUGAGCACUCCAGGCGGCCCAUCCCCUUCAGGGAGAUGGCACGCCACUGUCGGCGACGCACGCGCGGGGCGGAUGUGACCGAGCGGCUCCUCGACGAGACAAUCACGGCAUUCAUGGGUGCCACAGACACGCUGGGCGUCCCAGUCCUGGACAGCGUCCGCAUGCGUGAGGUCUGGCGGACCCAGAGACGGCACAUCACCUGCAUUCAGGAUCCAUCAGGCGUCCACCUGUACACUCAGACCGGCCUGUUGACCAAGGGUGGCGUCGUGCUGCCCGUCUACCGCUGCGCCCGAGGCUUGACAUCGCUCGAGUCUUUCCACCUGCACCUCAACCGUUUCAUCCCGGGCACCUCCAUCAGUGGGUGCUAUUUCCAAAUGUACCUGCUGGAGGGGCUGACCAGAUGGAACGAGGACCGGGCACGGCAGGCAGCUGGCGGUGCAGCGAGUGGCAUGAGGUGCUACCGCAGUCAGGAGCAGCACACCCUCAACCAGCUGACUCAGCAUUUCUUUGGGAAAACACUGGUUGAGAGUUACACAAAGCCGCUGGAAUAUACGGGGGAGCUGAUUGGGGUCAGCUACCUGUACGCCCAGACCGGCAAAGUGCUGCAGGACUUCCCUACUGACCCGGACGAGGCCGAUGGCACAGAGGACCUGGCCGCAGCGGAGGAGGAGGAGGAGGAGGAGGAGGAAGACGGUGACACCGAGCCUUCAGUAGCGCCGGAGGACGAAGUGGACGAGGGUUUUGGCGAUGUCUUCUUUUUCCACACCCCGGACGCUCCCUCUCCUCCUCGCGUCCAGGGCCCUGGGAUCGCCACAACCACAGUCAGCGUCGGUGCGGAUGGCACCCCUGGCUACCAGCAUGUGGUGUGUCUUGCCCACAGCCUGGUGGAACUGUGCGUGAAGGGCUACGUCACCAACGCCGAGGCGGAGCAGAUCGUAGAGAGGUGGCAAAACCUCCCCGAGGUCGACAAGCGGCCCAUCGCUUACCUGCCGCGGUACAGGCAGGAGUUGCCCACGGGGAGGUUCGAGAAGGCCAAAGUUUACGCUCCCAGCAGCACGCCGAUACCAGGACUGGAGAGCUUAAAACGCUGCGUCGCGGGAACUGCCAGCGGGCCUGCACAGUGGCCGGACGCCAGCCGCCUGGUGGAGGCCGUAUUCAUCCGUUUGACGGUCCUCCAUCCCGCCAGCAAACGGAUGAUGGGCGGCACGAUCAGCCGAUGGACGCUGGUUCUGAGGGACUACAACACGUUGCGGAACGUGGUCACCAACCACCCAGCCCUCACAGCCAGAACGACCAUCCAGCUGUUCGCCGUGAACCAGGCCACCCUCUCUCAGUGGCACAAAAGGUACACGGCCGCUCAGGAGAGCCGCGUCUUGGCUGCUGGCAUCGCCCCCAUGCAGGCCCCUCUCGAGGCCCAAGACACACUCCUGCUAGCCAGGCAGCUCACAGCGGCGCAGACAGAGUCCCCUCGUGGCAGGGAGCCCUUCCUCUUCGAGGACCUGCCUCCCCUGGAGAGAGGAGAGGAGGAAGCCGGGCCAUCGAACGCGGUCACCACCUCCACUGCCGUUGCCACUUUGAUUCCUGCAGCCGCCGCGUCUUCUGCUGUCGGCGCUGCUGGUGACAUCGCAGGUGAUGCUGCUGCUGCUGCUGCUCCUCCUGCAGCUUGCGCUGACGAUUAUGUGCCGAAGUCCACAAAAUGGUACCGUAAGCGCAUGGAGGAGUUACGGGCAAAGGCUGAAAGUAGGGGACAGCCUGUGAGGAGGAAAGCCCUCUGCAUCAUGCGCUGUAGCCACUGUGGUCAGCGCAAAAUAAAAGAGACUGGCCACAGGCAGCUUAGAAAAGCGAGUGGGGCAAGAAUUUCUUAUUGCCCCACAGCAGCUGGAGGGAAGAGCCCAGAGGAGUGGCUUGCCUCUCAGAACUCAUUGCAGGACAGCCAUAGAUAA
Molecule: messenger RNA, 4137 nt
Organism: Clarias gariepinus (North African catfish)
Lineage: Eukaryota; Metazoa; Chordata; Actinopteri; Siluriformes; Clariidae
Exons: 13
Coding region: 1-4137 (1378 amino acids)
Source: RefSeq, a predicted model, not a curated record